GAAGCCCUGCCACAUGGGUGUGCGCUGCAUCAACACCUCUCCAGGGUUCCGCUGUGGCCCCUGUCCCACUGGCUACACCGGCCCCCGGGUGCAGGGAAUAGGCCUCUCCUACGCCACUAACAACAAACAGGUCUGUAAGGACAUCAAUGAGUGCGAUGGACCCAAGAAUGGAGGUUGUAUGGAAAAUUCCAACUGUGUGAACACACCUGGCUCGUUUAAGUGUGGCUCCUGUAAGGCAGGCUAUGUGGGGGAUCAGCGCAAGGGCUGUAAGCCUGAGAGAGCGUGUGGUAAUGGCCAGCUCAACCCCUGCCAUGCCAGCGGAGAGUGCAUUGUCCAACGAGAUGGGAAAAUAGAGUGUCAGUGUGGGGUGGGAUGGGCUGGCAAUGGCUACUUCUGCAGCUCUGACAUUGACAUUGAUGGCUUCCCUGAUGAGAAACUGGAAUGCACCGAGAGGAACUGUGCCAAGGACAACUGUCUAACAGUACCCAACUCUGGCCAAGAGGAUGUAGACAAGGAUGGCAAAGGAGAUGCCUGUGAUGAGGAUGCAGAUGGCGAUGGAAUCCUAAAUACACAGGACAACUGUGUGCUGGUACCAAAUGUCAACCAAAGAAAUGUGGACGAAGAUGACUUUGGAGACGCCUGUGACAACUGCCGUAUGAUCAAAAACAACGACCAGAAAGACACUGAUGUUGAUAGACUGGGUGACGAAUGUGACGAAGACAUUGAUGGCGACAGAAUCCCCAAUAAUCUGGACAACUGCAAAAGGGUUCCCAAUGCUAACCAGAAGGAUCGAGAUGGGGACAAAGUCGGAGAUGCUUGUGACAGUUGCCCCUAUGUUCAAAACCCUGACCAGUUGGAUAUGGACAACGAUUUGAUCGGAGACCCUUGUGACACCAAUAAGGACAGUGAUGGUGACGGUCACCAGGACUCUCAGGACAACUGCCCUGCAGUCAUCAACAGCUCCCAGCUGGACACGGACAAGGACGGCCUGGGGGACGAGUGUGACAAUGACGAUGAUGAUGAUGGUAUUCCUGACCUUCUGCCCCCGGGACCGGACAACUGUCGCCUCAUUCCCAACCCUCUGCAGGAGGACUCUGACGGUGAUGGUGUUGGGAAUGUGUGUGAGAACGACUUUGACAACGACACCAUCAUCGACAGCAUCGAUGUGUGCCCGGAGAACGCCGAGGUCACUCUCACAGACUUCAGGGCCUACCAGACAGUGGUGCUGGACCCAGAGGGAGACGCACAGAUAGACCCUAACUGGGUGGUGCUCGAUCAGGGAAGAGAGAUCGUCCAAACUAUGAACAGUGACCCUGGACUGGCUGUUGGUUACACAGCUUUCAACGGUGUUGACUUCGAAGGGACUUUCCAUGUGAAUACCGUAACGGACGACGACUAUGCAGGGUUCAUCUUUGGCUACCAGGACUCUUCCUCCUUCUACGUGGUGAUGUGGAAACAGGUUGAGCAAAUCUAUUGGCAGGCCAAUCCAUUCAGAGCUGUGGCAGAACCAGGGAUCCAACUGAAGGCUGUGAAGUCCAACACGGGACCAGGGGAGAAUCUACGCAACUCCCUGUGGCACACUGGCGACACCAGUGACCAGGUGAAGCUGCUGUGGAAAGACGUCCGCAACGUGGGCUGGAAGGACAAGACUUCCUACCGCUGGUUCUUGCAACACAGGCCCCAAGAUGGCUACAUCAGAGUGCGUUUCUUUGAGGGUCCUCAGAUAGUGGCAGACACAGGUAUCAUCAUAGACACCACCAUGAGAGGAGGCAGACUGGGUGUCUUCUGCUUUUCCCAGGAGAACAUAAUCUGGGCUAACCUACGCUAUCGCUGCAAUGAUACAACCCUCGAGAACUUUGACUCAUACCAAGUCCAACCCGUUCAGCUACAGUUCUAAUACAGCAUGCACACACCUCUGCCCAAACGAAGACUGGGAGGACAUUCCAUCUACACCCCCACAUUCUGGAACGCAUGGCUCCCAGCUGAACAGUGCAUGGUUGUGUCUGUAAUGGCACCCUAUCUCCUAUAUAGUGCACUACUUUUGAUUAAAGGCUAUAUAGGGCCCGAUUUGGACUUAAGAAAUGAUGCCUUUCUUAUGCACGCCUUUCAUACACACUUCUCAGUAGUUAGUAUUCAGACUUACCUUAUGAAGGUACGUAAAGGGCUUUGCAGGCAUGCUUCCCUUGUCAUUCAAUAGGGUUUUCAGUGCAUUUAUCUUAAGCCAUCUCUUUAAAUAUGGUGUAACUUUUAGUUAGUAUUUUGUUGACAGACUCAAUAGAAUAUAUUGAAUAUUAGUGAUCAAUGAAAGAAAGCCAUCUAAAUAUAUGCAUAUCAUUCUCUGUUUCAGCACCAUUUGGUAGAUUCAAAAAAUACUCUGAUCUUGUAGAUUAUUUAGGGUUAGGAAAGUAUUUAUGAAAUCAUAAAAACAGGUUUGGAGAGCCUUUACGCGGAAAAGAAGACAGUGGUUUGAUUCAUUCAGAAAAUUGCCACAUUGCUAUUUAACCCAUGGUAAUGUUGGAAGAUUAGUGUACAUAGAAUUAUAAUAGGGAGAAUAGUGUACAAUAGUAGACAAUACCCUCGCUUGUUGCCUGCACUAGCCAUGGUACGGUGUGAUGACAGCCGAGUAUUUGCGCCAUGCGUAGGCUUCAAACUGUUAAUGCCUGGUCUGCACUCCGCUCCAUAACGAUUUAAUUGGCCUAACUGUUACUAAUGAUCCUCAGCAACAACCACAUGGCCAUGACAGUGUUUACAGAGGAAGCAAAUGCAGGUAAACAAAACGAUGUAAUUAAAUGGAAUGAUAAUGUAUGCUAUACCAACUGAAGGGAACUAACAGUAAACUGGCAGUUGAAUGUGUGUUAUUAAGCCUACUGACGGUCGAUACUGAUAGUGGCUAAUAUUUAACAUGAUAGAAAUAGGAAACAGAAAGUCGUGGUAGCCUAUAAUUAAGACAUCCGAGUGCCCAGCUAUGAGAGUUAAAAGGCUGUGCAAUUUAAAUUCUGCAUAAUAGCACGGCCCUUCAUAAACUUUACUUUGGGAAAGUUGAUAUGCUUCAGUUUGAAGCCAUAUAUGACUGGUUUCACAUUUAUCUCCAGCAAUUGGAAGGUAAAAUAUAUCUAAAACAAGUGUAAUUUAUAUUUAUAGUUUCCUUAUCCAGACAGAUUACACAUUUAACUAGCGCUUAUCAAGUUGUAAAUGACAGUGCAUGGAGAAUGGUGUUAUUUCUAUUGGAAAAAAUAAUGUAAUGCUUUUUCCACUUGAAACCGGUAGGUUCGCUAGACCUUAUUCAUUAUUUCCUCAUAUGUAAAAGGUGGAAGAAUUAUUAGGGAAUUAAGUCAAGGUCAGAAUACAGCGUCUGUUGACACACCAUCAUUUAUUUGAUCUCCACCCAAAACAAAUAGCAGGUGAACAGCAUGCUAUUCUCAUGCUUAAGUUCAAGGUCAGAAUAAGCAUAGAGAAAAGUGCAUAAAAAUGGAAUUACUACGUUCCAUUUAAGCACGCUUAACUCGGGUUGGAAUUGGGCCCAUAGAGUAUUUUUUUUUAGAAGGACCCUGUGAGAUGUGACUCAGCAAAAUGGAGGCUGCCAUAUUGGUCACCACCAGCAAUGACAACAUUUUCCGGUGACAUUUGCUCCCCAAUAAUUCCAGUUCUCAGGGGACUUUUCUUUAUGUCUACUACUACUCUGUCAACAAUAUAGAAAUAUGAGGAUAGUUGUGUGUGUUUUGAAUAAUCAGGGUGUGGACAGAAAAUGUGUAUUACAUUGUGAGCGGACUAACUCU
Molecule: messenger RNA, 3776 nt
Organism: Oncorhynchus tshawytscha (Chinook salmon)
Lineage: Eukaryota; Metazoa; Chordata; Actinopteri; Salmoniformes; Salmonidae
Product: thrombospondin-4
Exons: 15
Coding region: 14-1897 (627 amino acids)
Biological process (GO): cell adhesion
Cellular component (GO): extracellular region
Molecular function (GO): calcium ion binding
Source: RefSeq, a predicted model, not a curated record